This is a messenger RNA of Penaeus monodon (black tiger shrimp), 1204 nucleotides long. RefSeq lists its product as uncharacterized. The record is from RefSeq and is a predicted model, not a curated record. Gene Ontology annotation, molecular function: N-acetyltransferase activity. The coding region runs from base 1 to 525 and encodes 174 amino acids. The transcript has 4 exons. Lineage: Eukaryota; Metazoa; Arthropoda; Malacostraca; Decapoda; Penaeidae.
AUGCGCGUCCGGAACAUUAUUUUCACGCGAAAAUGCGGAGGCAGGUCAGGUGAGUGGGGUCUCCGCUCGGCCAGACUUAACAGCAGAACAGUCCAUAGAUACUGGCGUCGACUGUGCGCUGUCCUAGCACCGUUUAUCCCCGAUGUGAGGACACUGCACACUGUCCUAUCCGUGUUGGAAGCUGCCGUCGACUUCUUUUCUCGCUACGAAAAUGUGGACAGGAUCUUGGAGCUGGCCAUGAUCACUGUGUCUGAAGAGUUCAGCGGCCGCGGUGUAGGCAGGAGGCUUGUGCAGGAGAGUGAGACGCGCGGCAAGAAACUCGGAUGCCAGCUAGCCACGGCGCAGGCAACGGCUGUACCUUCACAACGACUACUCUACCGCCUUGGGUACGAAGACCUCUAUACCAUGGAUUACGGCACUUUCGAGAUCGCAGGUGACCGCGUCUUUGACAUGGACCGGAUGCUGGGCACUCCCUCGGCUAAGGUGAUGGCCCGUCUCCUCGAUGAAGAGAACCAAGAGCAGUAGAGGUGCUGCUCCAAUGUCUUCCAUGCCGGGGGAGAGUCGAGUCCUUUCCGGUGAAGGUGUUGCCUCCGGGACAACAUUUAACGUAAGCUGAAGUUAUGGUUUAUAACCUGGCAGAUACAUAUAUAUUUAUCAGCGACUGCAUGAAGAGAAUCGAUCUAAAAAUCUAAAGGUCUGAUUGUGCUCACUUAAAUGCUGAAGAAGAACUUGAAUUUUUUAUAUUUUUUUAUAAGAUGUAGAUGAAGUAGAACGAAUAUGAGGAAUAUUUCCCUCUCUAUAUUAAUAACACAUAUCAAAAUCAGUGAGAAAGUCUAUUUAUACUAGAAUAAACAUUUGGAACUCAGUUUUACUGCUACAGAUACAGUUACUGAUCUAUUCCAUUAUCAGAAAUGAUAAAAAAAUGCAACUGCUUCAGGCUAGAAAGUAUUUAAUACAUCCGGGGCUGUGACCAUUCUGAAUGGAUAUCAGUACACCUUACUAAUACACAGUCAAUAUAAUGGGAAUAAGGAUGGGGUUGGGGUAAAGAUUUUUUUCUGUAAACUGCCAAAAAACAUCAAUAAAAUAUCUCUUCUUUGCCAAAUGAGUCCCUCUGAAUGAUGAAAUAUAAGAUUAAAAAGUCAGCACAAACCUCAAUAAUAAUCUCAGAACACGACUUUUCAGAUUUUGAAGAAGUUUUUCAUCU